AUGCCAACUAUACUUGAUUUAAAAUUUGCAUUAAAAGAAGUUACCGCAUAUUUUGGUUUAUUUAUUUUAAUCAUAGGUAUAAUUGGUGGAAUAUUAAAUAUAAUUAUUUUUACAACAUUAAAAACAUUUCGAGAAACAACAUGUGCAUUUUAUUUAACAUUUGCUUCAAUAGUCGGAAUGGGUCAAUUAUUAACAGCAUUAUUUGUACGUAUACUUUCUGAUGGAUUUUCUAUUGAUCCAAGACCUAUGCUCUGGUUUUGUAAAACAUAUUUCUUUGCAUCAAAUUGGUGUUUAUCAGUUUGGUUGACAAGUAUGUGUUUAGCAACAAUUGAUCAAGUUUUAUCAAUGAGUAAAUAUCGACAUUUAAGUAAUCUACGAUUAGCUCAACGUUUUAUUCUUAUUGCAUGUAUAUUCUGGUUUAUACAUAGUCUAUUCACUUUCAUUUAUUGGGAUACAUCUUCUAGUGCAUGUGCAGUUUUUAAUCCAAUCUAUUCAAUUUAUUUUUCUCAUUUUACUUUACCAGUUCUCUAUGGAUGUUUACCAUUGAGUAUCUUAAUUAUAUUUUCAGUAUUAGCUUUCUAUAAAGCUCGAACAUUAGCUAGUCAAAACGUAAACGUAGUACGUUUAAGUCGAGAUCGACAAUUGACAGCAAUGUUAUUAGUUUAUAUUGGCUAUAUUGUAAUUGCUAUUAUUCCCUUUACCUCCUUUUAUAUAUAUAUACUUAAUAUAUAUACAACAGAUCCAUUCGUACUUGUUUCCAAUGGACUUAUUUUUACAAUAACAAUUUUAAUAGAAUAUUCUAUGUAUUCUGUAGCAUUCUAUAUCUAUUGUUGUGCUUCAGAACGUUUUCGUAAGCAACUUGUUCAUGUUCUUGGUAACAUAUUUUUCGGUCGAUGGCAACAUUGGAUUAAUAGAAGAAAUAAUAAUCAAGUAUUACCUAUUAUAACAAUAGAUGUAUGUCCUACAAAUUAUAAACCUAUUUCUAUUCCUUAA
This is a messenger RNA of Adineta steineri, 993 nucleotides long. Lineage: Eukaryota; Metazoa; Rotifera; Eurotatoria; Adinetida; Adinetidae. The record is from the annotation of a GenBank genome assembly.